Messenger RNA from Ornithodoros turicata, 7017 nucleotides. RefSeq names its product ADP-ribosylation factor-binding protein GGA1-like (gene Gga). Gene Ontology annotation, cellular component: trans-Golgi network. The transcript has 16 exons. Bases 51 to 2129 code for a protein of 692 amino acids. NCBI's taxonomy places the organism in Eukaryota, Metazoa, Arthropoda, Arachnida, Ixodida, Argasidae. The record is from RefSeq and is a predicted model, not a curated record. Gene Ontology annotation, molecular function: small GTPase binding; phosphatidylinositol binding; ubiquitin binding. Gene Ontology annotation, biological process: intracellular protein transport; protein localization to cell surface; Golgi to plasma membrane transport.
AAGAUGUCCUGCCGCUCGUCUAGCCACACUGGCGGACUGCAUAAGCCAAGAUGGACGACGACGGUUCGCUUGACACUCUCUUGGCACGUGCCACGAAUCCCCUGAGCCGUGACCUAGACCUGGAAGCGGUCCAGCUGCUGUGUGACCGUAUCCUCCUCGACCGAGAAGGUCCAAUCCAGGCACUCCGUUUUCUCGCUCACAAGAUCCAGUCACCACAAGAACGUGAGGCCAUACAAGCACUUCUAGUCCUCGAAGAAUGCACAGCAAGAUGUGGAGGAAAGUUUCAGGACGAAGUGGGCAAGUUUCGGUUCCUGAACGAACUCAUCAAGGUUGUGUCUCCGAAGUACCUCGGGAAUCGCGCCUCGCAAAGGGUGAAGCAGAAGAUCAUCGAAAUCAUGUACCGCUGGAGCAUUGAGCUCAAACACCAUUCCAAGAUCCAAGAGGCGUAUCACAUGCUCAAGCGGCAAGGAGUCAUUGCACUUGAUCCAGUUUACGUCAUUGAUGAUCCAUCGCCCAUUCCACCAGUAGCGCCGAGAUCUCAGAGCACAGUCUUUGAAGAUGAGGAAAAGUCUCAGAUGCUUCAAAAGCUACUUCAGAGCAAGAACCCUGAGGAUCUACAAGCCGCCAACAGACUCAUCAAGAGUAUGGUGAAAGAGGCGGACCGGCGCAUGGAGUUGCUAGCACGGAGAACAACGGAAAUCGAGACUGUUCACAACAAUGCCAAAGUGCUGAAGGACAUGCUGAACAAUUACAGGCCACAGGAAACAUCGUCAGAAGAGAAAGAGCUCAUGAAAGAGCUGUUUGAAAGCUGCGAACGACUUCGACCAAAGCUCUUCAGGCUUGCUGGUGAAAUGGAAGAGAAAGAUGAAGGACUCAAUGAAAUUUUGACCGCCAACGACGAACUGACUACAGUUAUCAAUAUCUACAAGAAAGCCAUGGGCCUCGAAUCAUCCGUAGUCAACGGAAGCACUGCUGCGACUGCGGAAGUUCCUAAUACAGAUCGAGCAACAUCGCAGACAGUAUCAGCAUCGUUGUUAGACCUGUGCUCUCCGCAGAAGACGGAAGCACCGACUCGUCCUAGUCCUUCGACACUCCUGAAGACAGACCUGUCACUACUAGAUGACCAACUUCUAGCCUUAGGCAUCAAUGAUAGCCCAGAGGAACCGAGCACCUUGUCCGACUGGGGUCGAAUCUUGGGCAGCAGCGUCGGCCAGACGGUGACACAUUCCAGCUUCACGAUGGGUGGCAUUUCAAGUCGGGCUGCCACUCAGGGUACUGCAGCUGGCAGUGGACCUCCCAAGUACUCCCCCGUGCAUGUUGCUUCCUCGGUCAUGGUUCCCAUCAGCAACCCCUAUCGACCACCAGUCACCAGUGCUCCAGCCACCAUCUCUACUAUUGGCAGCACGGGCCUGCCACCAGCAAAGUCGAAAGGCCUAGAAGAAUUGGAUGCUCUGGGGCAGUCCUUGAUACGGCAAGCACUGCCUCAUCAUCCCAGCUCUCAGGGCGACUUCCCAGGCACUCCUCAACGAAUUCCUCUGAAUCAAAUGCCUAAGCAAAUGGCACAACAUCAGAACCAGCAAACAAAUGGAGCACCCGGUGCACCGCCCCUCUUGUUUGGAGGUCCAGUAACCUCAACAGCAGCCCUCUUGGAUCUGCCUUCUGCUGUUGCAGACUCUCCUAACAAGGGCCCUGAUUCCCUUGUGCUGGCAGAUGUAUUCGUCCCACUGGAAUCAGUACAACCAGGUACACAGAAGCCGCUGACAUUACACGACACAAAUGGGGUCAAAGUGAUAAUUCACUUCACAAAAAAUGUCCCACGACCCGAUGUUUUUGUGAUGGUGGUCUCAACGAUGAGUCAAAAUGCAAGCCCAGUGAAAAAUGUAGUCUUCCAAGCAGCUGUACCCAAGACAAUGAGGAUAAAAAUGCAGCCACCUUCGGCGACAGAGCUACCUCCGCAUAAUCCCAUUCUGCCAACAGCUGCCAUAACACAGGUUAUGCUCCUUGCAAAUUCCACAAAGGAAAAAGUGCGAAUGAAAUACAAGAUAAGCUACGUCAUAGACGAAGUGAACUACACUGGGUCCGGAGAAGUGGACAGCCUUCUAGAGCCAUCGCCUGCUACAAGUUCGUGAUAAAGCUUCUACCAAAAAGUGGACGACGUAGGCCUUCAGGGCAAUAAAGACAGCCUCCAGCAGCAAGUGUCGACCGGGCGAGCACCGAGCUAAUCUGAUCUCAUGGUGAUGCUUGUCCACCACCCAUAACGGCUAACUUUUCUUCUCGUUUGUAUUAAAAGGCUGAUGGCGCCGUGCACUUACAGUGCGGAUGUGUGAAGGAAUCGAGGUAUUGUGAGGGAUGUACAGUUAGAGCUAGAACGUGAAUAUAACUUGCGUUUGCCGUAUGCGUGGAUAAAUUUCUGUUUGCAAGCUUCGACAGCGUUCUGCUUGUAGUUUCAUAUUGCGCAAUGUAGCGACGCAGUAUGGCGGCUAGUGAAGUAGAUUUGGCUGAUAAAAAUGCUCACCUCAAGUUUCUAUUGUGGUUUGAGCUAGGUUGCUGCAGUGGAGCUGGUUAUAACGAUACAUCACAAAAUUGCAAAACGUGACCUAACGAAUCAAAUGUAAAUGAAAACCGCAGUUAUGUCUCAAGAAUGUUGCCUCCUAAGGGAAACCUUCCUACACUUUGGUCGAUUAGUGUGACGAGUGCUGGGUCGAGGCCACUGCAUGUGGAUCACGUGACACACUUCCCGCAGGAAGGAGUAUCAUACUUUCCGGUGUAUAACUCACCCCCCCCCCCCCCCCCAAAAAGAAAAAAAAAAAAAUCAGAAAUUUCAACAAAGUUCGAUGUAUCACACGCACCACAGUCCCAAAAAUCCCUAUGUUGUACUAUUCAGCAGGAACUAGAUUCUACGUUGGAACUAGAAACUCCAAAACCAAAAUGUGCACCUUGAAUUCAAGUCACUUAUUGUGUCUUGGGCACGAUCAAACCUGUCCCUAGGCUGACCCAUGUGUGCCAUGUUGUCCUCAGUCAUGAACAAUUGCUGCAGAAAAAGGUCACUAUCCAUCCAGCCCAGGACCUGGGAAGCCCAGUGUCAGCCCAAGUUUUUUUUUCUUCUUUUUGUCCGAGGUCAAACCCCUAAUAAUAUCCUAAGAGAUUGGCGCAUUGGACCCUGCGGGAGGCUGUAUUGAGGUUGCAUGGGGCCCUGCAUCCUCCCGGGAAAAAAAAUAGAGCUGAAGCAUAGCUAAGGCCCCUGGUUUUCUGCUGUGGCUAAUUCAAAGUUCUGUGGCACAGACUUGUAAAUUCCGCAAUUUUUCGUUGCAAGCAGUCAACGGCUGCUUGAGAAACGCUGACUGAAAACUUGCUGAAAUGAGAAACACUUUAUUUUCUUGGAUAAUGUGGGAACAAAAAUGUUUUACAAAAUUACAGAUUGAAAGCACUGUUGUAGCUCACCAUUACAUACAUGAUAUCUUGUGUUUUCCUCUGUGAAAGACAAAGGUGUGUCACCUGCAAUCAUUAAAUACUUGGUAAAACAUCUUUCAACAUCUACAGAGUUUAUAGGAACUUUAUAGGAAGGAGCUUACAAAAGAUGCCCUGUGGAAGUUAAGGGACACCUUUUUUUUUUUUCUCGGCUGUAGGCAUUAUUUAAAAGUCUUUAAAGGCGAACUUCCACACAUCUAAUGAAAAUCCCCCACUGCCACCGCUAAAUUGCACACGGGAGGGACGCCGCCCCUUCCUCAUGCGAGGUAUGCACAAUAAACUUGCGCUAACGUUAUCUUAAGCUAAACUACAAUCUUUCUGUGCUGGUCCUGCAGCAUGUAAAGCAGGCUUCACCUCAUGCAGGGAAGCUUCAGGUGAAGCCCACUGUCGGGAGGUGUCGUCCCUAUUCGGCGAAUAGUCGGGCAUUCGGAAAUCCGAAUAUUGGGUAUUCGAUUCGCGAAUGGAAUACUUCGAGAGAUUGAUAUUUGAUUCGAAUUCGAGAACUCUAAGAUCCGUACAACCCUAAAAAUAAGGGAUUCCGUGAAAUUCCAUGCCAAACGAAGGAUUGGCGGAAAACCCGGGCCUUAUGCAUAAUACACAUCGGUAGGUAACGCGCGGUGCCCUUUUGCAACACUUUUUCAAUGUACAGUGUGUUGUCCACCGGAAAAUAUGGUACUAUGGCUUAAAGGGUUUCGACAUCCAUGUAUACAUAAAUGUGUGUAUAUUCCAUGUUAUGCCAAAUAGUUCAAUGUUAAAAACAUCUAUUUGCAAAUAUGAACCUGCAUUCAAAGCUUCAGAGCAAAGGGCGUAAGAAGGCACGUCGAAAACUGGCAUCGUAAAUACUGCAACUCAUCCAGCUCUGUCAUGACUGCGGGCGUCCCACCCACCCAGUCAGGCAGUGUGGGAGACGUGCCUACGACCAUAGCUCUCGCUCUUCCCAUGUCAGCGCAUGGGGUUGGGCUUAUCUGGAAGUCCGAGCCUGGCCAUCCCCACUACAUCUGGCAGCCUGGGACAGGCUAUGGGCAGGGAUAGGGCUAGGGACUGAGCUACGCCACUGGUAGUUAGCCACAGCCAACUUGACGACCCGUACAGAGCUCUAGCGUGUGAUGCUUGCGAGGGUUUAUAUCCCGCAAAGCACGACACAUGCGUAAAACAAUUCUCUUUUCCUCAAUACUUCGGCAUGUAGAAUUCAUGCAUGGCGUAACGAACCAUGUGUGUCAAUGUGUCACGACCCACUUAAAGGGACGGUUGCAUCCUGAAACCCAUCUAUGAAACUGUUACCACUGUGUUCGGCAACAUGCCUGGCACUGAAAAGGGCAUAGCUAUUAAAUAAACUAAUUGUUCCAGCGGCACUCCCUAAUUGGAGGAGUGAGAGCGUGCAAGAGGAAGGGUGCCCGAAACUCUAUGAGACACCCGCAGGGCCGCAACCUUCCUUUUCUCAAGGUCGCCCCCAUUAUUGGUUCUUAGGGAGUGACGUUUUCUCAUUUUUCCAGAGGGGGAGUUCCGGCACACUCUCAACAUCCGCUGUCUGCUCUUGUCAUGUAUUUCGUAGAAUAACAGCCAAAGAACGGCACUAUUUCACGUGAGAUUUUCGGCACCGUGGUCAGUGGUCCACGAGGAAUAAAACGUCGCUACAAAUGUUGUUUCGAAAUCAACUGGGAUGGAUGCAACCGUCCAUUUAAGAGAAUAGGGAAGUGUUAAAACGUCGUGAGGUACGAGACAUGAAGUUUUUAGGUCAGAUAAACAAUGUAAUCAAUGGUACGCCAACUGCCACUCUAUUCAGUGUCGUCAUAACCAGUUUUCACUGUACAGUCCAGAGGAGGACUCGCUGCAACAGCUGCCUUUGAAAUGGACUUGCUACACCGUAGUUCGGCUACUACGGCUGCGGCUGUUCAGAACACCACUUACGUGGGGUUGGUGCAAGUAAUGUAAAACCCUCUAUGUUUGCAAGCCCCAAAUUUACGCGAAUUUCACAAGGAUGAAAACGCGAGGAUCACAAAUUGAUCCUCCGAAAACUAUGCUAUAAUUUCGAACUCAAUUUUUGCAACUGGUUGCACAAGCUACUAGUAAACUUCGAAACUACAUCGCAGCAUGUGCACGUGCAAUUGUGCUCAAAUGCGACACAGGCAACCUCUGGCUUAUCACGGAGCAAAACAAUCAACUUUUAACCUCCAGAAUUCACAAAAUUUAGUGGCUGCGAACGUGUGCCCUAUGAAAAAUUUGGGUUGCAAAGUUAAAGGGUUUUAUAGUAUUUCGUGUGUGUACAUGUACCAGACGUUGUUGGGAGCAAGCUGAAAAGCACCAGAUGAGCUUAGGCUACAAGUUUAGUAGAAUGGCACUAUCUGUAAAAAACUGGACAGUAUUUCCAAAUCUAGCUCACGUUAUUUUCUGCAUGACAUGAAUAAAAAUUGGGGAUGUCCGAGACAAAUUGCAGUGUUGAGCUUUUCGAAUCUUGCGUGGGAGCAAAAUUAUUGAAAUGGCUUCAGUAUUCAUUCCAAAUGCAUAGAAUAUAUAAUCAAAGCUCUGUUUUUUGUAUGUGUGCAUGCUUUUUAGAUGUUCCAAGAUAUCGGCUAUACACGAUUUCUGUAAUCUCAUUUGAGUACGCUAGACAAAACAAAUCACACGACGGAAAGUUUUAUGUGGUGUAAAGUCCUUUCAACAUUUUAUGAUUCUGUCGUCACGCAUUACGUCAUUGACACAAGCAUCUUUUCACUCGGCACGUGCUUAGAACCAUAUAGGUGUACUGAGGGUUGGAAGUAUGUACUACUGUUAUUUAGCUUAGGACAUUAGGCCAGCCUGAAAAUAAAAAAAAUAAAAAAGUAUAAUCAGUGUUACAGAGCACUGCCCAGGUGGCACUUAUAAAGCCAGUGCUGAAACUGUCUAAAAGACUGUCUGUGGCUUUCUAUUUAUCUUAAUUUUACUUCAAUUGAUAUCUCAUGAGUUACUUUUCUACAGGCAAACCAUAUACUAAUUUGAAAAGUGUUUGUUGUUCCGUUGGGAUCUCAAAGUUCUCAGUUUUCACGUAUUUAGCUUGAAUUACGAAAUUUCCAAUUCGUUAUUAGCACGAUCACUAUUUCAAUUCAUUACUGAAGUUGAGCGUUCCCAACAUUCCAACACGCAAGAGAGUAUCAACUCUGCUGUUCCAAGAUGCAGUGUUUUAUGGAGAACCUACUAACAGAGCAUUGGAGAUUUUUCUUCCACAUUACACGAUUAAGAGAUGCAGCUCUUCCUUGUGGUGCCUCAGAUUUCAGCAGGACUCUUUCAUAUAUACCUGGCCUAGCGUGGCCUAAGCCAACUUGCGGCCCCAGUACACUGGACCUGGCUGUGCGUGCAGUGCUCUGUAACAGUUCUCUUUCUUUUUUACGAGGGCCCGCUGCCCUCGUCAUGCUAGUCAAACAUUACCUUUUCCUUUUUGUUCCCUGGGUAUGAGUGGGUUAUGGAUGACCUACAGACUUUAAAACGUCGUAGGUGUGUGUGUGUCACUUUGUCACGUCUGAGUUUUGUAUAUGUGCCUUUCCAUUGUUAAAAUAAAUGCAAUGUUUUUAUGCA